AUGCCUUUCGCGACCAUCAAUGGCCACUCGCUGCACUACACCGACAUCGGCCCAGCAUCAUCGUCAUCAUCCUCGCCAUCGUCGCCAUCACCACACACUCUCAUCUUCGUCCACGGUCUCGGAUCAACCCAGAACUACUAUUUCCCCAUCUUCCCCUUCCUAACGUCCUACCGGUGCAUCAUCUUCGACAACUACGGCGCCGGUCGUUCGCCCUUCCAAGCCGGGACGGAAACCUCCAUCCCCUCUAUCGCCAGCGACGUCCUGGGUCUGCUCUCUCACCUGGGCGUCGACAAGGCCAUCGUCCUGGGCUACUCCAUGGGCGGCAUGGUGCCGACGUACCUGGCAUCCAUGUCACCCGACCGCGUCGAAGCAGGGAUAUGCAUCGGCCCCGUCCACCCGAGUGAAGCCGUGGCCAGCGUCUUCAAACAGCGCGUCCCCACGGUCCAGGCCCAGGGCAUGGAAUCCAUGGCCAACACCAUCCCCAACGCCGCCACGGGGCCCGCGACCACCGCCCUGCAAAAAGCCUUUAUCCGCGAAAUGCUCCUCGCGCAGUCGCCCGAGGGCUAUUGCGCAAACUGUCGCGCCAUCGAACUCGCCACGCCUCCAGAGUAUGCAAACGUACGGUGUCCCAUGUUGAUCAUCGCGGGCGAUCAGGACAAAUCCGCCCCCUUGGCCGGGUGUCAGAUGAUUUUCGACCAACUGGGCACCGCUCCCGAGAGGAAGAGGUUGCACGUGUUAAAGGGAAUUGGCCAUUGGCAUUGUGUUGAGGCGCCAGACGAGGUUGGCCGGUUUGUAAAACAGUUUGUGGAGCAAUUGUAG
Molecule: messenger RNA, 819 nt
Organism: Cladophialophora psammophila CBS 110553
Lineage: Eukaryota; Fungi; Ascomycota; Eurotiomycetes; Chaetothyriales; Herpotrichiellaceae
Exons: 1
Coding region: 1-819 (272 amino acids)
Source: RefSeq, a predicted model, not a curated record